CGGGGGGGUUUGGGGGGGUACACACACACACACACACAGUGCCGGCGCGCUAUGGCACCGUCAGCGGGUCUGGUGGUGGCGACCUGGGACGCCCUGCUGAGCCUUCUGGUCUGCACUCCGCUGGUGGUCGCCCACUGGCGCGCCGUCUGGUUCCUCCUGGACUGGUUCGUGCUGCCGCAGCGACCUCUGGUAAGCGGCUGGCUUUGCUGCGUCAUCGGCCACGCGUUCGUGCUGGUCGCCCACCUGGUCCAGCACAACCUCGGCUCGCUCGGAGACGACGACGUCGUCGCCCCCCGCGACGCCAAGGGCCGGCAGCGCCGUCAGUGGCCGUGGCGGGAGUUUGCCGGUCGCCUCUACACCCCUCUGCUGUCGGUGGCCACGAUUGCACAGUGGCGCGGCAUCUGGCUGCUCCACGACCUGUACCUCGUCGAAGCCGGUCCGUUGCCGUCGGCGCUGGUCUCGCUGGUCCUGGGUAGCGUGGGCCUGGCGCUGGCGGGGUCCUUGAAGACGAUGGCGGCCUCGCCGCCCUUCGCUUUCGGAAGCGACGUGCCGUGGGCCUACUUCGAGGCGCCGACGAGGCUCGGUCGCCGCCCGGACCGCGAAGGCGGCUGGCCCUGGUUCGUGGCCGACUGCGCUCUAACGGUGGUGGUGCUGCACACGUUGCUGGUUAGCGGAUGGAGGGGUCUCUGGGCUCUCCUGGACGCGCUGAGGAGGUCGCCGACGGCGUCGCUCGCGUCCGGCGCCACGGCCGGAGUGUUGCUGCUGGUCGCGCAGACGCCGGCGGGCAUCUUGUGGCAGCGCCUAGGCGGGGAGCCCGAAGCCCCCGAGAACGUCUUGAACGGGGAGGCUGGAGUUUCCAAGGUCAUGCUGGAUGGAGAAGCCAGACCCUCCGAGAACGCGGCAAGAGGCCUGUCCUGGAUGCAACGUCUGUUCGAGGAACUCUGGCACCUGGCAGCAACAUAUGCCUGCGUGUCUGUCUGGCGAGGGAUUUGGAUGCUCGUCGAUGAAUGGCUCCAGGACGAUGUGUCCGCAUUUGCACUGCUGGCCACUGGAACGUUCCUGCUACUGCAAAGUCUGUACGCAGCCAACAAUGUUCUCACACGAGGUGUCUCCAUCGACGGACAGGGUGUUGCAUUUGACAUUGCUUUUCUGGCGGAGCUCCUCACAGCUCCGUCUUCCGGUCUAUCUUGACUAGCUCCACCUCGAACGUCAGUGUUGCGUCACCUGUGUUUUGAGGCGAAAGCUUUAGACGCUGUAUCUGGCUGCUGCGGCCAGCUGAGAAUGUCGUGAAAGUCUGCUUCGCUCUGUGUUAGCUAGGCAAAGGCAGGUGAACGAAAGUACAGCAGCAAUGUGGUCAAAGAAACACAGAGAUUAGCAAUAGUUCCAGAAAAAACAAAGUUGUGGAUGUACAUGCAGCCAAAAUGAGCAGCUGGCAUAUCGCUAAUACCUCCAGGCCAUCAAAAGCCAAAAGGUGGACCAAUAGGCCAAGUGAAGCAUCACCUGUGAGUCACAAGUGAUCCACGUGGGGACUCUCCCCGUAUGAUGCUUUACAUGCAGAGGAUGCACACUACACUCACCACUGCACCCAUGCCCCAGUCAGGUGUACAUAGAAGCGAAGUGUGGCAUGAUUCAACGUAAACACUCAAAGGACUCCAUGUGUAACGGAUGCGACUUCUUUUACUAGUUCGUGCCAGCGCUAUUUAUUGAGGCCAUCUGGUUAUGCUUGUGCUUUUGUUUGUACCAGGGUCAAGGACGUGUCCUAGUCAUGAUACCACUUAUGCAUGAGACGAAAAUUGUAGGAUGCGUGCUGUGCGAUGUUCUUUAGGCCGCUUAUGCUGUGCCAGUUACGUAGUGUACAAAGUAAUAACGCACAUAACAUAGUGCUUCUACAUCCUCAGACGAGGCAAGAAAGUAGACGACACUGGGCCACGGUGCUUUAACGAAUUCAGCCACAGCUAGUGAAUGAAACAUGCUCUUUACAGUGUUCACCCCCCCCCCCCCAUCUCCCCCUCUUGCUGUGUAAAUGACAGAGCUUAGCUAAAAUGCAGCUUGUCUCAAGUGUCAUCAGUUCGAAAGGUCCACAAAGUAGAGUUCUGGAGUGCCGGGAAGCACACCGGACUAGGUUAACAUCCCGGAAGACUUAACUGUUAUUAGUACCCCGGCCACAUGGGGCACUUAAUCAUGACUGAAUCCUAUCACGAUUGGCUCAUCAUAAAUUUCCUAUCACGAUUGGCUGCUCUGAGCAAGGUGUGGAAUGGAGCCAGUCGUGAUCAAGAAAUUUGAUCCUGAUCAGGCUCAAUCACAAAUGAAAGUGCCCAGUGAGAACAAGGUAUAACUCAUUUGGCCCGAAUGGUUUAUCACUGAUGUUUUGAACUGUUAAACAUGGUUUGUGCAAUUGUGUACUCCAGAAACAAGACUGAUUUAUAAACUGUGCUUUUGAAUGUAUCACAAAAGCACUGCGUACUCCAAGACGCUUACACAGCCCAGUCUUCCAGUCUAUCAUGAUGGAGAGCAGAGGCGUCGUGCGAUGGUUUGCGUGUUCACCUGCUGAUUAAGGUAUCAAGAACUUGCAGCUGCAUCACAGGCACGAAGCCGUGGAAAUAGCAAACUAUAUUUUGCAUGUUAAAAAAUUGAAGCUUGCUGCGGCAUUAAACCUCAUUUUUCUUUCUAUAA
Messenger RNA from Dermacentor andersoni, 2673 nucleotides. It is a transcript of the gene fusl, whose product is annotated as transmembrane protein fuseless. Lineage: Eukaryota; Metazoa; Arthropoda; Arachnida; Ixodida; Ixodidae. The record is from RefSeq and is a predicted model, not a curated record. Gene Ontology annotation, biological process: clustering of voltage-gated calcium channels; neuron-neuron synaptic transmission; neuromuscular synaptic transmission. Gene Ontology annotation, cellular component: presynaptic membrane.